AUCCUCCCCCACAAAACUAUCAAAGAGGAAGAGGUUGUGAGAUUGAGAGAAGAGUUCACCAUGGAUUCAAACCAGUCCAGGCAUUUUGCAUCUUCUCACAACUCCAUGGAUAUGCCGCCUCCUCCCAUUUUCCCUAUUGAUCAUCGCCAGCCAUCAAUGCAUGAGCUGCACAACUUAAUGCUAAUGUCUCACCCAAGCAUGUUACUUCGUGACCCCCAAGCACCUCAUCAGGUGGAUGAAGAAACCAUGCGAGAACAUCAUUUACAACUGUGGAAGCAAAACAUGCGGUUGUUUUGGCAACAACAAUUGCUUGAAGUUAAUCAGAUCUCAGAAUUUAAGCAGCAGCAUCAACUUCCCCUUGCAAGGAUUAAAAGAAUCAUGAAAUCUGAUGAAGAUGUGAAGAUGAUAAGCGCGGAUGCUCCUAUCCUUUUCGCAAAAGCUUGUGAGCUUUUCAUUUCAGAACUCACCCUUCGGUCAUGGUCGAAGAGUGAAGAAUACAAGAGGAGAACUCUGCUGCGAUAUGAUAUAUUUAAUGCUAUAAAUCAGGGAGAUGUUCUUAAUUUCCUGCUUCGAAUCUUCCCAAAAGAUGAUACCAAGGAAGAGGAGCCACCUCGAGGGGACAUGGAAUUUGCUGAACUUGUUCCUCAUAAUGGAGGAGUCAAUUUCCCCAUGAUGGAUCUGAACUGCUACCUCCAAAAUCUGAAUGCGGAAUCCAUGGUGAGGGAGCAAGAAAUUCCUCCACACUCUAUGGUCCAACCACCAGUACCUCAGACCUUGUUCUUCUAUGGACCACCUGGUCCUCAGUGAAGUGAGGACUUAGAAAGCUGAAGAAGCUGUGAUAGUCUCUAACAAUAAAAAAGGUCGCAGCUGAAAGAAUAUGGAGGGUUAAGAGAAGUGAUCAUCUUCUUUAAUUCUUCCUCUCUUUUUUUUCCUUUGAAAUAAAGUGAUUUAUCUAUGUGGUCAGCCUUGUUGGCAUAAGUGCUGUUAAGAGUUCCUAAAGACAAUAUGUUUGCAAUAAUAAUAGGUGAUUUUAGAAACUUAAA
Molecule: messenger RNA, 1043 nt
Organism: Macadamia integrifolia
Lineage: Eukaryota; Viridiplantae; Streptophyta; Magnoliopsida; Proteales; Proteaceae
Product: nuclear transcription factor Y subunit C-3-like
Exons: 8
Coding region: 61-807 (248 amino acids)
Biological process (GO): regulation of DNA-templated transcription
Cellular component (GO): nucleus
Molecular function (GO): protein heterodimerization activity
Source: RefSeq, a predicted model, not a curated record